This is a messenger RNA of Microsporum canis CBS 113480, 1488 nucleotides long. RefSeq names its product mitochondrial metal transporter. Gene Ontology annotation, biological process: transmembrane transport; monoatomic cation transport. Lineage: Eukaryota; Fungi; Ascomycota; Eurotiomycetes; Onygenales; Arthrodermataceae. The coding region runs from base 1 to 1488 and encodes 495 amino acids. Gene Ontology annotation, molecular function: monoatomic cation transmembrane transporter activity. Gene Ontology annotation, cellular component: membrane. The record is from RefSeq and is a predicted model, not a curated record. The transcript has 2 exons.
AUGAUCAGGACGAGCUGCGGGAAGACCAGAUAUCGCCCAGCUCGAUCUUCUCUCUGCGCCGUCUUACGCCCACGGCCACAGGAAACACAGCUCGGCGACAUACAGCUACGUGGCUUCAAGCCGUCUUACAGGUCGCACUGCCUCGUCUCUCGCAGUGCCACCGCUGCCGGUGCUGCCUCAAAGACACCGUCUGCUACCGUUCACCACCACUAUCACCCCACUGCUGCUAUUGUUUGCCUCCCGAUAGCUCGACCAGCUCGACCAGCGCUUGUACUUGCACCUCCAGCCGUCACGAUGGGCUGCCAGACCAGAUCGCAUGGGCAUAGCCAUGGCCACGGCCACCACCACCACCACCACCACGACACCACAUACCUGACCUCGAAGAACAAGCAGGAUCCAGGGGUACGCAUCACCAGAAUAGGCCUGCUGGCGAACCUGGCCAUGGCGAUUGGAAAGGGGGUGGGUGGCUACGUCUUCCACUCACAGGCGUUGGUGGCAGACGCAUACCAUGCCCUGACAGACCUGGUGUCAGACUUUAUGACGCUGGGGACGGUAUCGUGGUCGAACAAACCGCCCUCGUCACACUUCCCCCUCGGGUACGGAAAGAUUGAAACUCUUGGAUCACUCGGGGUGAGCGGACUGCUGCUCGUUGGUGGUUUGCUGAUGGGGUUGAAUGCCGCCGAGGUUAUACUCACCCAGUUCUUCCCGGACGUUGCGGACGCUGCUGCACACCUGGGCCUGCUCGGACACGGCCAUUCGCACGGUCACUCUCACUCUCCGACAGACCAGGCAUACGGGCCCAAUAUCAAUGCUGUAUGGCUGGCUGCCGGUUCAAUCGUGGUCAAGGAAUGGCUCUAUCAUGCCACCAUGAAAAUAGCAAAGGAGAGAAAGUCUUCUGUCCUUGCAUCCAAUGCCGUUCAUCACCGAGUCGACUCGCUUACUAGCAUAGUCGCCCUGUUGACGAUCGGCGGCGCACACGUCUUCACUGACGCUACAUGGCUGGACCCAGUGGGUGGGCUGCUCAUCUCAAUAAUGAUCAUCAGGGCAGGGCUAGGUAACACCAAGGCUACUCUGCUAGAACUAGCCGACGCGGGCGUCGAGGAAAGCAUGGUAGACUCGGUACGCAAGUAUACCGCCAGGGCCAUCGCCGGGGUCCCCGAUAGCGCUGAGAUCGAGCUGCGGAAUAUACAGGGAGUCAAGUCCGGCCCCAACUAUCUGAUGGAGGUCGACCUGGCCGUUCCUGGCUCGUGGUCGGUUGCCCGCACUCGGGAGAUCGAACGGGUGAUUCGGGAGCGAGUGGGAGCACGCGUGCGAGGUGUCAAGCGUCUACGGGUGCGCUUUACUCUGAACACGGAGAAGGAGCUUGAUUUUGCUGAAGAGUUCAUUGCGCCUGAUAUUAGCCCCAGGAGCAGCCCUGAACCAGAGCCCGAGACGAAUGGAAACGGAACCUCACACGUUCAUGUCAAUGGUAAUCGAAGACGAUAUUAA